AUGUGCUUGGGCUCUUGCAGGAGACGCCUUUCAUCUGCGGGCUUGGUGGCACUGCUAGCGUGGGGCUCGUCAGAAGUUUUUCUGGCUCCCCGACAAGCGCCGACGAAGGAUCAAGUUGCAGUGGAUGUCGACAAGGUUUCCAUCGAGGAACUCCUUCCAGCCCUUCCCAUGGAGUCGCGGCGAGCGCUCCUGGAGCAUCAAAUUCACACACCCAGCCCCAUACAGGCGCUGGCCCUGCCACAUAUCAGCUCAGGGAAGCAUGCAGUUCUGAUCUCGGAGACAGGUUCCGGAAAGACUCUGGCGUACUUGUUGCCAGCGCUGCAGAGGGCGCGCGACGCCGACGAGGACGACGAUGGAUCAAGCACAGGGCCCAGCUCUGUGAUGAUCGUCACGCCGACGAGGGAGCUGGCAGUCCAGACUCUCGCCGAGGCUGAGGAGCAUUGCCAAGGCAUCUUGGCACUGGCAACUCUUUCCGCGCGAGCUUCCUGGUGGAACCUGAUGGAUGCCUCUGUCAUCGUUGCGACGCCAGCUGAUCUGUUGAACAUCUUCGAUAAUGAAGAUGCCGAGGAGGUCAAAGAUCUACUUGGCCGUGUAGAGGUUUUCGUCAUGGAUGAAUUGGAUGAGCUCUUGCCAAAGCGCAAGUACACAGGAAGGAAGCUGGCCAGGUACCAAGAUCCUGGGAUGUGGCCAGCAGAAGGGCUUGCCAAGCGCCUGAUGAGGAAUAAUGAGCGAGAGACGCUCCAAGUGGUAGCGGCCUCCGCCACUGCCUAUCGCUCAAGCCGGUUGAGGCUAGAGAAGGUGCUAAAGCGGGACAAGCUCAAUCGCUUUCCGAUACCCUUACCGAGACUGGAUCCACAGCGCAGCUCUGCUGCCAGCCUCGAGGCUGCAGCAAGGGCACGAAGUGUUGUCGAGGACGAAGAGUCUGAGGAGCGCCGAGCGCUGGAAGAGGAGGCCCACGAGAAGCAAACGUAUCGGGCGCUUCCAGCUGGCAUCCAGCAUUUCACUUGGAAGGUCCCGCUCAGUGGCAGCCACGCAGCUGCGCUGAGUGCCGCUUUGGAUCUGUUGCGGCCGCAGGCGGCCCUGGUGUUCGUUUGUCCCAAUGCCGGGGAGACAGUGAAAAGCGUGGUGCAGGAUCUUCAGACAGCCGGCUGGUCGGGUGCAGAUGCGCUCACUCGAUUGCUGUUCCCCGACUCGCGAACCGUGUCAGGCAAGUCCUCGACGCAGCGGGGCGAGGCCAAGGGCUGGCGAAGUGCCAAUAGGCUCUUGGACGUGCGGGACGUUACGAGGCGAGGAUACAUCGAAGAAGGUGACUUCUAUCGUGAGGCGCCGAUCUUUGUAAGCGCCGAGGAGUCCGUGAGAGGCCUCCACCUCGAUGCCGUGGAGGCUGUGUUCAUUCUGGGCCUACCGAAGACGGGAGCAUCGUAUGUUCACAUGGCCGGGCGAACGGGGCGCCUACCGCACCCGCGUGGAAGAGCUGUGCUGGUGGCCCACGGUCGUGAGUUGAUGAAAGUGACGAGGGGUUUCCUCACAGAGACGGGCAUCCGGAAGUGGGAACCUCUGGGCUGGGGCAGCCCAUCUCUGUCAGAUAUGGCAAGCAUGGCAGACCCUGGAAGCAGGAACGUGAAAACGUGGGUGGACGACCUCUACUCUGUGGAGGAGAAGAAAGCACAAAGAAGUGAGGCCGCAGCACGUCUGGAUGCUGCACUUGGCGGGCCAGUGCGGCGUCUGCGAAAACGGACUUAG
This is a messenger RNA of Symbiodinium natans, 1743 nucleotides long. Lineage: Eukaryota; Dinophyceae; Suessiales; Symbiodiniaceae. The record is from the annotation of a GenBank genome assembly.